Molecule: messenger RNA, 1971 nt
Organism: Haliotis rufescens (red abalone)
Lineage: Eukaryota; Metazoa; Mollusca; Gastropoda; Lepetellida; Haliotidae
Exons: 6
Coding region: 118-1107 (329 amino acids)
Source: RefSeq, a predicted model, not a curated record
ACACUGUUCAUCUGUCCCACCAACAAGGAAGUAGAAGAAGAAAUAGCUGCAGUAUCGCUGUUGAUGUUGUCAUGUUGUAAUAAUCUGUGAAGGUAAAACGAACGUUCAAGAUCGAGUAUGACCAUUCCACGCAUCAUGAUUUGCUUGUUUCACCUGACAAGUAUGAUUAAGAAAGUGGGAGCAUGUGGAGGAAAUUCGGCAUUGGAAGUUGUAGAGAUGUGUAAAGGAGGUUCCACCACGGCCCGUCACUUCUACCUACACGGGUCUCCAGCAGGUGAUGUACAGCGGUGUGACUGUAGCAUGGCUAUCACAGGUACAGCAUCGUCAGUGUAUUUUACACGCGCCCCCUUGACUGACACUACAGCAAUCUGUGGAGGAACACUGACACUGCCAAAUGGUGCUACAAUAGACUGUACACAGACUCCCAGGACAGAUAUAUUUUUGUAUCCAGGUACCUGGGUGGUUUCCUUUGCCUGCAAAACUGCAGAUGUCAGGAACUGUGUGGAGGUAGAGUUAGCCACAAGCGCAUCAAGCCUGUUGAUGAAAUGUCCAAAUAAUCAAACAAAGGCACUUCCAACAGUGAAGAGUUCAUUUCCACCUGAUUCCUCCAUCUAUGUGUACACCUCUCAACCUUCCUCAGUAACUGCAUCUACACGACGAUUACCUACGACCACAAUAACAUAUACAGCAAAGUUUACAAAGGUUCCAACAACAACUGUAACAACGACUCAGACAUCAAUAAGGACAUCAACGCUGCCAUGGACGUCAUCUAUCAGUGAGGGUAGCAGAGAGACAGUGCCAGCUGAACAAACGUCUGUCACAGGUUCCCUCAUUGCCGGAUGGGUGAUGGUGGCGAUCCUUGUUGCUGUCAUUAUCGUGGUGGUUGUGUUGCUGAUAAGAAAACAAAGGGAGUCCAACUAUAAACCUAGAGAUACUUGUCAAAAGUCUGUGUCAACUCAAACAGAUGGUGGCUCCAUCUAUGAAGGGUUGGACCGGAGCAAUGUGACAACACCUGACACCAUGUACGAGCGAUUUGAAACACAGCCUACAGAACGUGGAGUGAAGGAUUAUUACAACAUUGAGAUGGACGACUAUGCUAACCCCUAGUUUUUUCCAAGUGUGACCAUGUAUUUGGUUAAUGUCUGAUGAGGUAAACAGUUAAACGUCACUGAGUGCACUGAUGUAUGUCAGGAGUGUGUAUAUUAUAUAUUACAGUGCCUAGCGUAGGGUGUAGUCUGCAUCAAUCUGUCCUCACUAGGUACCUUAUAAUCAGACUCAGAUCACAAGAUGACAUUUAUCAUGCAUGAUACAGACCUUUCUUCUAAUUAGUUAUAUCAAGGUGUUACAAACACAUCUUUCGCAGUAAGUGACAUACUAGUAUUUCAUUUGCAGAAAGUGCAAAGCAUACAGGUAGUUGUUUUUUUCAGCUGUAUGUUCAUUUUGAAAACGGGAAGUCACAUGAAGCACAUGUAAAGCAAGUGGACGUUGUCCGGUGACAUUGUUCAUGAAAAGGCUCUCACUUCAUCAAGUAAAAUAGAUCGGAGUGACUUCUUGCACACUAGGAGGACUAUGUUAUCUGAUAUUUUACAACUUAUAUGUAUAAAGCAACUAUAUAUGUGUGUAUGUGUAAUUUCUAUGUCUAUUCAAGCACUAUUUCAUGCCUGUGGACAUCCAGUCAUCAGCGGUAACGGCAUAUGCAUUGAUUCUAGUGCGUAUUAUGAACUUGUUUAAUAAAUAAACAAAAACCCAAUUUGACGUCUGCAUCAUGUCAGCCACAAAACGUGACCAUGAUUAGUUAGAGGUAAGGUCGUAUCGGCUUGGCUGAGUAUGAUCACGCUAUUCUAGAACAUAUUGAGAUGGGUGUCUAUGCUAACCCUUAGUUCACCCAUUGAUAAAUUCUGUGACGUGAUUGGUUUAUUUGCUGCUCACAUGACCCGUUCAUUUUACAACAAAUUUCAAAAAGUGUCGUUA